This is a messenger RNA of Silurus meridionalis, 1950 nucleotides long. RefSeq names its product crystallin, alpha B, b (gene cryabb). Gene Ontology annotation, biological process: response to heat; protein refolding. Bases 132 to 650 code for a protein of 172 amino acids. Lineage: Eukaryota; Metazoa; Chordata; Actinopteri; Siluriformes; Siluridae. Gene Ontology annotation, molecular function: protein folding chaperone; structural constituent of eye lens. The record is from RefSeq and is a predicted model, not a curated record. The transcript is spliced from 3 exons.
GAAAACGCAAACGGUUUACAUCAUUGUUCCAGAAAGAUCCAGCCCUGUCUUGGUGGGUGUCGCUGGUCACGAUAUAAGCAGACAGGCAGGACGGACUACAGGUUGAAUUCGAGGUGCCGUUUCGAGACAACAUGGACAUCGCCAUCCAGCAUCCUUGGUUCCGCCGCUCCUUCUGGCCAUCCUUCUUCCCCAGCCGGAUCUUCGACCAGCAUUUUGGGGAGCACAUUUCGGAGGGCGAUGUUGUUGCACCUUACCCUUCAAUGUACUUCCCACGCCCUUCCUUCUUUCGUUUGCCCAGCUGGGUGGACAGUGGGCUCUCUGAGAUGAAAAUGGAAAAGGACCGCUUUACCAUCAAUUUGGACAUCAAGCACUUCGCUCCUGAGGAAGUGACAGUGAAGAUCAGCGGAGAUUACAUUAAAGUUCAUGCCAAACACGAGGAUCGGCAGGAUGACCACGGGUUCGUCUCACGCGAGUUUGUCCGAAAAUACCGUGUCCCCACUGGAGUGGACCCGGCCAGCAUCACAUCAUCCCUCUCCUCCGAUGGUGUCCUGACUGUCACGGCACCUCGCAAGCUCACUGAUGUCCCCGAGCGCUCUAUUGCCAUCACUCGCGAAGACAAGAACGCAGUGUCUGGCCCACAGAAGAAGUAAAGCAGCGACAUGAUAUCAUGAGUCUGUCAUCCCAAUGUUUCCCCUGCUGAACCACUGCGCUCCCCUGCACUUACACUCCACUCUUGGGUCUAAUCGGGUGUCAGAGAGUCAGAGUUGAGAUUGACCUGUUCACCCUAUGGCUAGAAAAAUGUUUGGUUCUUUCUUUUUCCAUGCAGAAGUUAAAACCAAUUAAACCUGGAGUUUUGUUUUUGCACCCUGCGGAUGCUAGUCAUAGAAGACAAUUCACCGAACAAAAGGGCUCUUUGUCAGUGUUAGCCGGUCAAACCUGAACAAUGGAUGCACAGAGUUUGUGUGGGUUUUGGUGUGUAGGAAGCCUGGGCUUUUGAGUAUUUGUUGUGAUGAAAGCUAAAGAGAAGAGCAUGAUCGAAUUUUAUCUCUUGAUCGCUUAUCUCAAAGAAGUGCAUGGAAUUCUUGUGUUUUCCGAUAUUCAGAACGGGUGGUGAGGUUCUAUGGUAUGAGAAAAAAAGCGUCUUCAAUCAUUCAACAUUUUCCUUCUGUGGACAUGGGAGCAGACAUUACAAAGCGAUCAGGCACGAUCAGGCAGUGAAGAAAGAAAUGCUGUUGACGUUGGUUUUUUUUUUUUGUUUCUUAACCUAUGGUACUCCAGAGAGGUAACUGCUCUUGUAUGACCUGUGGUGACUGGAAACUCAUUCAACAUCAUUGAGCAGCGAUUGUGGCUUUGAAAACAUGAUAGCGAAGAAGAGAGCUGACAAAUAUGCCUAAGGAAUGUGUCUGUUGACUUCCUUCUGAAUGCGUGUAGGUGUGUAUGUAUAAAUGGCGGAUGGCGCAUGAUGGUAUGCGAGUAUUCCGUAUGUAUAUAUAAAAAAGUUGAAGGGGAACACAGGGGAGAAGGUUGAAGGGGAACACAGACAAAGCUGCUAAUCUAACAGAUUUGUUCAUUUCAUCACCUCACUUGCUUUAAAAAGAACCGGGUUUUCGUACAGCUAAUCUUCUCACAGGCUCCCUGUGUUCACCGCUUUAUAAUAAAUCCCAAGAGGAACAAAUGCAGGGGAGCCCACAGGUCAGCGUUUGAGUCGAAGUGCCCUUUUUACACUGUCCUGGGCCCAGCAUUACCUUUCUCAAGCUAGUAACAAGAGAAAAUGACUAAUCUGGUCUCAGGUCAGUGAAAAGGAUCAUGCAGUUCUGCUAGUUCCCUGCUUUAACAUUCCUGACACCACACACAAUGGAAAACCCAAAAUGGAGCCGUGACGGUUUCUGUGUUAUGGUUACUCAUUGGCUAUGAGCUAUUAAUAAAUCCUGUGGUCAUUUAAACAUUAAA